AUGUAUCUCCGGUCAAUUCACGCAGAAUGCCACAUCCCUACUCUCCGCCAAUUCAUCAAAGACAAUCCCCUCGGAACCUUCACCACGGCCAUCCCAUCACCGGAAUACCCUUUCCUUCAAACAAGCCACAUUCCCUGGUUACUAGAUGUGAGCGAUGAGUCCAGCGAGUCCGAACUCGGCGUCCUACGAGGCCACAUGGCGCGACAGAACCCUCAAGCCAAAGCCAUGAUAGCGUCGGCCACCGCGACUGCUAUCUCCGAUGGAACAUCAGAACCAACAGCAACCGGCGGCAUCCAACUCGAAAACGAAGUCCUUGUUCUCUUCACAGCACCUGUGCAUCACUACGUCACGCCUAAGUUCUACACCGACACGAAGCCCGCAACGGGCAAGGUGGUCCCGACGUGGAAUUAUGCGGCCGUGCAAGCGUACGGAAAAGCAACGGUGUAUUUCGACAAUAGCACCCACUCAACGGAGUACCUGUCUCGACAGAUUGCAGAUCUCUCUCAGCAUGCCGAGACUGAUGUGAUGGGGUACACUGGGGAGGGAGGGAAGAAGGGGCCCUGGAAGGUGUCGGAUGCGCCUGAUCGCUAUAUUGCGAUUCUGCAGAAGAAUAUCAUUGGGGUGGAAGUGGAGAUUACUCGGCUCGGGGGCAAGUUCAAAAUGAGUCAGGAAUCGGGAGAGAAGGAUCGUGAGGGCGUUAUUGCGGGCUUUGAGAGCUUGGGGACGGAGGCGGGAUUGGAGAUGGCUCGGACUGUGGCUGAGAGACAGGAUCUGAUGCAAAGACGUAAGGCUUGA
Aspergillus melleus is the source of this 795-nucleotide messenger RNA. Its product is annotated as FMN-binding negative transcriptional regulator. The transcript has a single exon. The record is from RefSeq and is a predicted model, not a curated record. The coding region runs from base 1 to 795 and encodes 264 amino acids. Lineage: Eukaryota; Fungi; Ascomycota; Eurotiomycetes; Eurotiales; Aspergillaceae.